UAAAAUCCUAGAUGUAAUUGAUUGAUUGAUUGAUCGAUUGUUUUUCUUAAUUCUUCAUGUUUUCUCUUUGUUCUUGUUCUCAAUUUUUUCUUUUGUUUUCAAAUCAACCAACAGGGUGCCUACACGGAUAUUGUGUUUCACCAUUUCAAUGUAUUUGUAAACAAAAUUGGGGUGGAAUUCUAUGCGAUCAAGAUCUUAAUUAUUGUGGUACACAUGAACCUUGUUUGAAUGAUGGUCGUUGUGAAAAUAUUGCACCUGAUAAUUAUAGAUGUGUUUGUAAAAAAGGUUUUUCCGGUGUUAAUUGUCAAAUAGUUGAAGAUGCAUGUGCAACAACACCUUGUUUACAUGAUGGUACUUGUAUAACAUUAACAAAUGGAACGGAUUUUCAAUGCGUAUGUCGUCCGGGAUUUUUUGGUAAACGUUGUGAAAAUGAUCUGAAUGAAUGUUCAACACAACCAUGUUUAAAUGGUGCAACAUGUCAUGAUUUGGAGAAUAAUUAUCGUUGUACAUGUCCAAAUGGUUGGACUGGUAAUCGUUGUGAAUUGGAUGUUGAUGAAUGUUCAGCACUUUUAACACCAUGUAUACAUUCAAAUGCUUGUAUUAAUAUUAAUGGUAGUUAUAUUUGUGUUUGUAAAAAAGGAUUUGAAGGUUUAUUCUGUGAAAAUGAAAUCGAUGAUUGUAAACAUAACCAAAUUCAAUGUCAAAAUGGUGGUUUCUGUAUCGAUUUGAUUAAUGAUUUUCGUUGUGUUUGUUCAACCGGUUUUAUUGGGCCAAGAUGUGAUCGUAUUGAUGAAUCUGUUUGUGAAUCAAUACCAAAUCAUGUUUGGUAUUUGAAUGAAACUGAUUGUGAAAAAAUUUGUUUAUGUCGUGAAAAUUUUCAAGUUGAUUGUAAAUGUCAGCAACGAGAAGAACAAGAACAAGAAUCCACAAACAAUCAAUGUAAUAAUUUAAAAUCCAAACGAACAAAUCUUUCGGAAAUUCGUAUAAUAUUCGAUUCGAAUGUUGAUCCAAAACAAACAUGUACGACAAUACAAUCGAUACAUUCAUUGCUCACUAUCGAUAGUAAUCUUGAUAGUGAUUCGGAUGAUGGUAAUAAUGAAUUUUGUUGUCAACUUCGAAUAACGGAUAAUAAUGAUGAUACAACCAGUACCACGGGUAAUGAAAUAAUCAUCAAAGUAAAUAAACAAUCAAAACUUGCUCAAUAUAUUUCCCGUACACUAUUUCCACAUAUAUUACAUGUUAUUGUUAAUAUGGAAAAUAUUCGUCAAUCAGAUUGGACAUUGGUAAAUCUUUUGUUGAUACUUAUUUUUACAACAAUUGCUGUUUCGGGAAUUCUUUCAAUAAAAUCCUAUUAUCGUCGACGAAAACAUGAAUCGGAUGCUGAAAAUGUUGUCAUACAUUGUAUACAGAAUAAUUUGAAAAUUUCUCGACAAUCACCAUCACCAACAAUGAAUAUUAUUCGUCCACCAUCAUCAACAACGAAUCAAAAAUUAUGUAAUACUUUUGGUGGAAAUAAUCAUCAACAACAGCAAACGAUUGAUACAUUUCAUCGUACGAAAAUAUUACCACAAUCUUAUUGUACGAAAUUAACCGAUUUACCGGUAAUUAAUAAUAAUAAUAAAUUGAAAAUGAUUGAUUAAGAU
This is a messenger RNA of Dermatophagoides pteronyssinus (European house dust mite), 1643 nucleotides long. RefSeq lists its product as uncharacterized. Gene Ontology annotation, biological process: cell communication. The record is from RefSeq and is a predicted model, not a curated record. Gene Ontology annotation, molecular function: calcium ion binding. Gene Ontology annotation, cellular component: membrane. Lineage: Eukaryota; Metazoa; Arthropoda; Arachnida; Sarcoptiformes; Pyroglyphidae.